UUUUUGCAAAAGUAAAAUAUGAAAAGUGUGCAUGAAAUGCCAGUUAAAAAUGAGUAACAAUACUCUUAAUGCCCGUGUAUUGUUUUGCUCUUUAUCAGCUGAAAGUUUUCUUCUUCCAUCUAGAGUUUGUAACUUGAUAGAGCUAAUUCCGGUGACGCAAAUAGGAGGACUGACCAUCCCACAAUGCAACGCGGCGCACACCUCUUCUUCAUCAACACAUGGCUGGAUUUUUCAGUUCCUGCUAAUAUUUUUCAUACGGAACUUAAACUAUUUGAGCUUUUUGGCCUGUUUUACCUUUACUAAUGAAAGUCAAAGUCCUUUCUCGAAAUCCCGACGAUUAUGUUCGGGAGACGAAACAUGAUAUUCAGCGUGUCCCUAGAAACUAUGACCCCUCCCUUCAUCCGUUUGAGGUGAACAGGGAGUACACAAGAGCCCUGAAUGCCACAAAGUUAGAGCGGGUGUUUGCUAAGCCCUUUCUGGCUUCUCUGGAUGGUCAUAGAGAUGGGGUGAACUGUCUUGCCAAGCACACCGGGAGUCUGUCCACCCUGCUGUCUGGCUCCUGUGAUGGCGAGGUGAAAGUUUGGAAUCUCACCAGACGAGAAUCUGUCCGCACUCUCCAAGCCCACGAAGGGUUUGUGCGGGGAAUGAUUGUCAGACACUGUGGCACUUCUUUUUUUACGGUUGGUGACGAUAAAACAAUAAAGCAGUGGAAAAUGGAAGCACCAGGUUAUGGAGAAGAAGAGGAGCCACUUAACACCAUCCUGGGCAAGACUGUUUUCACAGGACUGGACCAUCACCAAAAAAAGGGUGUGUUUGCAACAUGUGGCCAGCAGGUGGACAUCUGGGAUGAGCAGAGGAGCACCCCGAUCCGCUCCUUCACAUGGGGCGUAGACAGCUUUAGCUCUGUCCGCUUCAACCCAGUGGAAACGGAACUUCUCGGAAGCUGUGCCUCUGACAGAAGUAUAGUUCUAUAUGACAUGAGAGAGUCAGCCCCUCUUAAAAAGGUUAUUAUGACAAUGAGGAGCAACACAUUAUGCUGGAAUCCCAUGGAAGCUUAUUACUUUACAUGUGCAAAUGAAGACUAUAAUUUGUACACAUAUGACAUGAGGUACCUUGAGAGGCCCAUCCUCGUACACAUGGACCACGUCUCGGCAGUAUUGGAUGUCGACUACUCUCCCACUGGGCUGGAGUUUGUGUCUGCCAGUUUUGACAAGACCAUUCGCAUCUUCCCCAAAGAUGUUGGACACAGCAGGGAGGUGUACCACACUAAACGCAUGCAGCACGUCAUCUGUGUGAAGUGGUCAGCAGACAACAAGUACAUCCUGAGCGGCUCGGAUGAAAUGAAUAUCCGUCUGUGGAAAGCCAAAGCAGCAGAGAAACUGGGAGUGCUUGCCCACAGAGAGAGGGAGGCCAUCAACUACAACCAGAAGCUGAAGGAGAAAUACCAGCACCACCCACAAAUCAGGCGCAUAGCUCGCCACCGACAUCUGCCCAAGAGCAUCUACCACCAGAGCAAAGAGCUGAGGGUCAUGAAGGAAGCUCGCCGCAGAAAGGAGACGAACAUCCGCAAGCACAGCAAACCGGGAAGCGUGCCCGUGGUGUCUGAGAAGGAAAAGCACGUCGUCACCGUGGUGACAUAGACCAGCUGGAGGGAAGGAUUAGUGGACCUGGAGAUUGCUGAUGAAGUGAUGGAGGUGGAGACAAAGAUCACACCCACAUGGGGAACUGUUCAGGCCGACUCAGUCCUAAAAGUUUGGGAAAGGACAAGAGAGCAGUCCUGUUUAAUUAUAACUACAAGCCCUGCAUCUGUAAAUCCAUUCAGACGAACAACUACUGACACUUACAUUUGAGCAUCAGUGGGGCUUUUUUUUUUCUUUUUUCUUUUCAGCUUAGAAAAUAAAGUUUCUUUUGAUCCAAUCAGAAAAACGGAACAUUCAUUGUGUGGGUAUUUAACAGCAUCUCUUCAAGUGGUCGAUCAAUUUUUAUUCCAUGAAUGAAGCUCAAAGAAAUCUUGAACUCUGGAGGAAAAGUCACAGUGUUGCAUGAGAGACGGCUUUUGAAAAGUGAUGCUAGUGGGUUUGCAUUGAGGUCAGGGUCUGAGAUCCUUUUAGGAUGGGCUUUAUGAGCAUCGUUGGAGAAUUACUCGACCUAUGACAUAUCCAUUUUUUUCCUUCUCAUUUCUGUACAAUCUCAUGUCAUAUGAACGUGGUGAAUUUCUAAUAAACCUUUUAAAGAU
This is a messenger RNA of Menidia menidia (Atlantic silverside), 2236 nucleotides long. The record is from the annotation of a GenBank genome assembly. NCBI's taxonomy places the organism in Eukaryota, Metazoa, Chordata, Actinopteri, Atheriniformes, Atherinopsidae.